UAUAUAGUACGUGUGUCCGUGUGUGUGUAUACGCGGGCUUGCCUCCAGCAGCUCGAGCCGUUUCGCCGCAGCAGUUCGGAGCAGUUGGCCGCGAUCGCAGCUCGGCAGUUACGCCGCCGCACGCCGCUCGCCAGUAGCGCAGUAGUCGCGUACACCGCACUUGUCCGCACCUCGACUCUCUCUAUACUCGUAUUUUUUAUAUACAACACUUGGAUCAACACCUAUCUCGCAAAACUGUCAACUGCGCUCUGCUCCAAUUCUGUGUGAAUCUUUGAUCUUUUUGCUCGUGUGCUCGUGUUUGUGUUGUGUCCGUGGAUUAUCGCGUGUGUGUGUGUGUGCCAAUUCGUUAGCCCCGCUGAUACGUUGAAUCGUCGUGCAGCCGAGCACGUGUGCUUCGUACUCGACGCUCCGUGCGCACGUAACCGAAGUAUACAGUCGCGCUCGCCCAUAAGCCAAAACUAUCGUUAUCCGCAAUCCUUGUGUACAUGUACUUGUGUAUAUCAUACACUUGUGUGUGCGAGCCGCGCGACACAUGCGCACGAUAUACAUAUAUAAAAAAAAUCAUACGCAGCUCUACAUAGCGGCGGCACAGGCCCGAGGCGCGAUAUAUACCUUCUCUCUGCUGGUGUAUAAUCGCGCGCAGCAGGUGAGAAUUCGAUAAUAGCCGGGGCCAGGCGUGGUGUUUUGGGCCGAGGUGUGCUGUAUGUGUGCGAUAGCUCAAGGGCCUCCAUAAACCAGACACCAUAAUACAGGACCCGCCGAACUAUGGCGUCCACUACCGAUUAUCAUCCCGCUGCUUGCGCUUCGAAUCGGCUGCCGAGACGCCGACUCAGCCCCGAAGUGCAGUGCUGAACCCGCGAGGCUUCAACCCAUUUAUAUACAAGUAUUAUAUACCGUGCAGUGCCAAAGUGUAUCUCGUGUAUAUUUCGGCGCGAAAGUGAGCGAAUUUUCCAAACGCGGUGUCCUCAGUGAUGUACAUAGAGAUCCACGAGUCGGAGUGUCGAUCAUUCGGUGCAGCAGUACUCUUGCUCCGUGAGAGAUAAAGAAAAGAAAAGUGCCACAAGAACAAUAACACACAGAUCGAGGAAAAAUAAAAGUGAGUCACAAAGAUGACCAUGUUCGGGAGUCUGGUGCAACGGCUGACGUCGCCCGUCACCUCGCCGACCGCGUCCCGCAGACGCUUCAAGUCGUCGAGCCGCUGGGAGGUGCAGAGCGAGCCCGAGGACGAGGCCACCACCACCACCGCUACAGGAGGGGCCAUCUCCAGCAGCGGACCGUCCGCCCGCAAGUCCCGUGCCGCCAAGCAGCUGCUCAACAACAAGCGCAAGAGCAAGAGCCGAUGCCGCGGCCUCGAGGUCAGCGAGCCCCGGGCCUGCUCCUGGCAGGAUCAGCUCUUCCCGCCUCUGCGCGGCACCAAGAGCCUCGGACGACUCGACGGCAUGAAGGAGGUUCAGAGGCUAGCCGAGUACGAGAGGUAUCUGGGCCAGGAAGCCCGCAACUUGGCCAGCGACGCCGUGAGCAGCAGCCCCAGCAGUCCGGCCGGAGGCAACAGCCUCAACAAUAACAAUGGCAGCAGUAGCAGCGCUGCGGCAGUUCUCGAGCGGGGCCAGCUCGAGGGCGAUCUCCACCGCAUACAGGAGCUCUUCCCCAAUGACAAUUUGCGAUUGCACGAGCAGGACGUUCUCACAUCGAAGCCGAAGAACGUGGUGCGAAAACGAGGCAGCUCCGGCAGCAGCGGGACCAACGCCAACGGCAGACUGCCCCGGGCGCUCUCCCAGAAGGCCCUCAACCUCAUAGGCAGCGGCUCCUCGAGUCCGCUCAUGGGCAGUAGCCCCAGCGACGCGUUGGCCGCGCAGAAGGUCGCCGCCAACACGAGGCCAAAGUCGUCCUCGCCACGGAGCUUCCUCCUCGAGACGCCGGUGACGUUCACGACGGGCGUGCAGUCGCAGGACCGCCACAUGUUUCUCUUCACGGACCUGCUGUUGAUCGGCAAGUCGCGGGGCAACAACAGCUACAAGCUCAAGCAGGCCGUGCGCAUGAGCGAGCUCUGGCUCACGGUCAAUCACAUCGACGAGGUGGCCGAGACCAACAAGUCCCAGGAGACGAGCUUCGUGCUGGGCUGGCCCACCACCAACGUCGUCGCGACUUUUACGACCGCGGCGGGUCGGGAUCUCUGGUGGAACAAGUUGACCGAACUCGUGCGCAAGGAGAGUACCAAAGAGCCAAAGCAGACCAAUAUCCAAGUGGUCUACCACGACACGGAGAACAACACCGAAUACUGCAAGAAAAUCGCGGUAAACUCGGAGGACACGGCGGCCCACUGCCUGAACGAGGCCCAGCGACUGCUCGACCUGCAGGGGCCCUUCCAGCUGUGGGCGCGCACCUGCCACGAGGAGGCGCCCUAUCCGCUCGUCGGCCACGAGCGGCCCUUCGCCAUCAAGCUGUCGAAUCUCCGGCACAUACUGUCGAGCGAGGAGGGCUUCGACCUCGAGCACUGCAACAAGAGCGGCCACGACACCUGCCACUUCAUCCUCCGGCCCGUGCUCAAGUCGCCGGCCAAGAAGAACAAGUCCAAGAUCAGCGGCCUGCUGCGCCGCUCGCUGUCCCUCAAUCCCUCGGUGUUCGGCGUCAAUCUGUCGCGCCUCGACGAGAACGGCCUGCCCAAGCCGGUGCUCGUCAUGCUGCAGCAGCUCUUCGCCAAGGGCCCCUUCACCCAGGGCAUCUUCCGCAAGUCCGCCAACGUGAGGAUAGUCCGCGAGCUGCGCGACCAGAUCGAGUCGACGGGCGACACGAGCUCCCUCGAGGAGGCACCCGUGAUCGCGGUGGCGGCUCUCCUCAAGGACUUUUUGAGGUCGCUGCCCGAUCCGCUGCUCACCUCCCACCUCUUUCCCCUCUGGAUGGCCAGUCUCGAGGCCCCCGAUCCCUUACAGACUAUCAAAAGCAUACUGGACCGACUGCCCAAGGCCAACUACAGUCUCCUGUCGCACCUGGUCUGCGUGCUGCACCACAUAGCCAGGCGGGCCAAGCACAAUCUCAUGUGCGCGAGCAACCUCGGCGUCUGCUGCGGCCCGAGUCUGCUCUGGUCGCCGAGCCCGACGGUCAACCAGAGCCGAGCCAUACCCACCCUCACGGAGAUGCUCAUACGCAACUGCGAGCUGCUCUUCGGCGAGGGCGUCGUCCAGCUGCUGGGCGAGGAGCGCAGCGACAGCGGCGCCGAGGAGAGCACCGACAGCCUACACUCAGGUGGGCUUUCGCUCGACAGCCUCGAUCUGACGGAGCCGCCGCGCAAGGACCACAUGUCGCUGUCGCGCGACUCCGGCCUCACGCUGUCCGACUGCCAGCUCUUCAUACCCGAAUCGCCGGUCGGCUCCGAGGACUCCACCGUCAACGCCUCGAGCUCGAGCUACGAGAAAUCGCCCCUGUCCAAGGACCUCGACAAGCCCGCCUCCAUAGUCGCGGUCGGCAACAAGACCUACGUGAGAGUUUACCAGAAUCAGUGGGAGGACAGGUACACGACGAGUAGCGCGCAGCUCUUGCAGAAUGGCCUGACCGGCGAGCACCCGAGCCCCAAUCCAAAUUUCCAGAGACAGGAUUGGCUGAGGGUGCAUCUCAAGCGGGCGCCCAGAACCAAACACGAGCACGAGCAGCAACAGCAACAGCAACAACAGCAGCAGCAGCAGCAGCAACAGCAACGCAAGGAGGACCUGUACUAUCAUCGACAGUCGGACAACAAAGAGCACAUGGAAAAUCGCAAAGAAAUCUAUGUGAAAGCCAGCGACAAGAACGAAGCCGACACGUCGCUGACGACCAAUUGCAACGACGGAAACGUCACCUACGAGCAAAUCAAGAAGGACCGAUUCGGCGGAGAGUUCAAAAAGGUCAAGUCCGAAAUCUACGUGAACAGAGAGUCGCCGAAUUCGAGCAACGACAGCUACCGCGCCGACGCCAAAUUCAAAAAGGUCCGCAGCGAGCUGUACAUCAACAAGGAGAGCACGAGAUCCGAGCGCUACGAGUUCUACUCGUCCGUCAAGCCCGACAACAGUAUUUACGGCAAUCGAGACAUGAUCAGCGACAUGUACGGCUCUCGAGACAUUUACACGUUCAAACAGGCGGAGGCCAUCGACGUCUACGACGAGGAGGACGCGGAGGAGAGCAACGGCUCGUCGCACGAGGCGUCCUGGACGGAGACGCCGCCGCCGCCACCGCCACUGCCGCCGCGGCUGCGUCAUCUGCCCCCCGUACACAUGAACUUCGAGGACAGACACAAAAUAGCCUCGAGGUCGAGAUCUCUGCCACCGCCGCCACCGUAUCGUCCACCGCCCCAGCCCAGAGUACCAGUCGCAAGCCGACACGCCACCCGAUACUCCCGAUCGAUCGUCGACGACGAGAGCUACGUCUGAGCAAGAUCGAGAGACGCCGGUGGAAAUCAAUCCAGUUCUGCUCAACUCGUUCGCUCUCUCUCACCGUUGACACAAACACAAAGGUCACGAAUUCUGACCAAAUCCUAGUCGAAAUAUCUUAACACGAUAAAAGAAGACAGACGGAAUUGCCAAGUAGCAGCCAGCUUCGUUCACGAACGAAUCGACUUUGUACGUCUGUCUCGAUCGCCAAGCGCGCUUUUUUCUCCAAACACGUAACGUGCGAUUGUUCACGAUUGCAGGAAUAAGCCUUUUGUUGUUGUUCUUGUUAAUUUACACGAGUUGAUGUACUUGCGACGUUAAAUAUUAUUAAUUUUUUUGUUAUGCAGUGAUUCAGGGUGCUUCCAUAUUGCGAUAGAACAAAAUCUAAUGGCUUUGUAUAAAGAGUUGUUCAAUAUAUUAUAUUAAUUAUUAAAAUUAUACUCGUAAGAAGUGUGAAUUUUUAUAAUGAGUGUGUUUGUGUGUUAAAUGGCUGAAUCGAUCUGAGAGAUUGAAAAAGAAAAUGUUUACUGUUAUUAUUUUAAUAUUUCCCUGAUUAAGUACACACAUUAAUGCAUUUUUCUCCCGAUUAUGAUUAUGCGUUUGUACAGAAUAUGACGUACGACUGCUUUUGAUUGAGUUGAGAAAACCAUGUGAGACUUUGAAGGGCCGUUAAUGUACAUUGUAAAUAUUUGCGACCGAUUGCAAUGCUCUGCAAUUAAUGACCAAAUUGUUAAAAAGUUACUUUGCAGCAACAGUCAUUUUUUCAAUUGGCUGCAAUAUUUUUCCCUAACGACCUUUCAUUGUACUCAACAGUGUGAGUAAAACACGAUUAACAUAUAUUGAUGAAUGAUUCGUAGCGAUACCGAAGAUUUUUUUUUUUAAUAAAAAUUUACGAAGACAAUCGCUCAUCUAACUCGAAAAAUGUCAAUUAUGCUCAUUUUGGCUACUCGAAUGCAUCGAUUUAUGCAUUUGCAUUGAUCAUCUUUAUAACGAAUCUUCGCGCAAAAAAACAUUACGAUGUAACAUUAACUCAUUUGAUUUUUACGUAUUACGUAGAUUACUAAUUAAAUACUUUUCUAGACUUAAAAAAAUGUCACAUGAAUAUAUGACCUUAUGAAUGUAAGUUUGUAAGUCAGACAAAUCAUCUCUUAGAAUUAAAUAUAUUUUAUGUUAAAUAUAUAAAAAAAUUAAUUUACGGUUAACUAUUUGAAUGAAAACAUUUUGUAAAUAUUAUCUUUUAUAUCGUUGAAUUUGUAAACGUGAAACUACACAUCGUUAUACAACGCAAAUAAAUAUCUAUACAUAAUUAAAAUUAUAUGACAAUACUAUCAAAAAUAUAAAUAUAUUUCUUAUUUUAUACA
Messenger RNA from Trichogramma pretiosum, 5761 nucleotides. Its product is annotated as rho GTPase-activating protein 20-like. Gene Ontology annotation, molecular function: GTPase activator activity; guanyl-nucleotide exchange factor activity. The transcript is spliced from 7 exons. Gene Ontology annotation, biological process: signal transduction. Lineage: Eukaryota; Metazoa; Arthropoda; Insecta; Hymenoptera; Trichogrammatidae. The coding region runs from base 1110 to 4400 and encodes 1096 amino acids. The record is from RefSeq and is a predicted model, not a curated record.